Haemonchus placei is the source of this 333-nucleotide messenger RNA. NCBI's taxonomy places the organism in Eukaryota, Metazoa, Nematoda, Chromadorea, Rhabditida, Trichostrongylidae. The record is from the annotation of a GenBank genome assembly.
AUGGCUGAACGUCCUGCUGAGUUGAAUGUCGAUGUCGACGUUCCACAAGCGAACCAACAGCAAAAUCGUAAUGGUGAAGCAAGAGCUCAAGCACAGAAUAAUACCCAGUUUGGGGUUGUACGCGAUCGAUUAUUUCAUGCAAUGUUGGUCAAAGUUGCGCUCAGUUAUAGCUCACAUGUGAGCAUAUUUUGGCGACGAGUUAUCGAGUUCAUUUCGUUGUUAAUAGCUUUGUGCUUGUUAUUCACUUUAUUAUUUGUUCAUUUGAUGUUCACCCGUUCAUCAGCUACAUGUCUUGAUCAUAUACGGGAUACAUGGCCAAGGGAUGGUAAGUGA